Messenger RNA from Pomacea canaliculata, 12601 nucleotides. RefSeq lists its product as uncharacterized. The record is from RefSeq and is a predicted model, not a curated record. Lineage: Eukaryota; Metazoa; Mollusca; Gastropoda; Architaenioglossa; Ampullariidae. The coding region runs from base 103 to 2604 and encodes 833 amino acids. Gene Ontology annotation, biological process: regulation of transcription by RNA polymerase II. Gene Ontology annotation, cellular component: nucleus. Gene Ontology annotation, molecular function: DNA binding. The transcript has 6 exons.
GCUGUCACCCUUUCUCUUUACAAGUUCUUCUCACCUGUGUGAACUACGUCACACGAAACGGGGGCCGUGUAUUCAUGACGUAAGCGGUAGUUCACGGUCAACAUGGUUGAUUGCGGGAACACUCGGUGUGCCCAAGAGAGACGCUUCUUCAGGAAAGAACUGCUGUCAUGGAGCAAAAAAAUUCCUCUCAUGAUCGCUCUGGAGCAGAUUGGUGCUGAAUAUGUUGAUAAAGAAAAUUCAGAGUCUCUAGCCAACCCUUAUACAUAUCUAGAGCCUGAAGAGCGCAAGGACUGGGAAGCAGAUUACAACUGCUUUUACUGCCAGGGAGAGCUAACAAAUGUUUUGGAUCUUAUAGAUGAUCUACUACAAGCUGUGCGGAGUGGAAAAGUAGAUGCUGAUAAUACAUAUGUUCGGUCUCUGCAGGAACUGCUUCCUUUCUACAUAAAAUUUUAUACACAAGGACUUGGACGUGACCUUCUAGCUGAGGUCACCUCCAGAUCCACCUGCUCCACCAGCAUGGGACCACCACCCACAGCAGCUUCUACUUUCUCCUCCAGUCAUCUUGAGAAUGAUGAUCAGGAACAUUUGACACCGAGUUCACAGAGAGUGCAUGUGGAGUUGAAGAUUCCACAUAUUUUACAAUCAGGGCGAGGACGUAAAAGUGAAAUGACUCAGGCUGGUGGAACAAAGAGAUACUACCCUGAGGAUGAUGGCCUGGAAGUGGCUGUAACUGAUGCCAGAAGAAUGAAGCUUGAUGAUCACAGGGCCUCGGCUUUAUAUGGAAUCUCACAGUCUGCACUUUGCAACAACAUUUUCAGCAACAUCUGUGACCCAGACCAUGACAGGAUGCUGGCUUUUGUAGAUCAGGAUGAUUCUAACUCAGGUGAUGAACCUGUUGCACCAGGGAUCAUUAAUAACAUGAAAAUGUCUGGUCUGAUCAAAGCUGGUACUUUCAGUUAUCUACCUCCUGUUCCUUUUCAUCAGGAUGCCAUGAAAGAAGAACUUGACUUUAACUUGUCCUCGACAGCCUUUGAUGAUUUUUCUGUGAAACUGGCACACAUUCGGCGCAUGCAUAAUCUGAGCAAGGACAGAGACAUUCAGAUCAAACCUGCACAUAUCAACGAACCUAAGUUGCCACUCCUCACAACGUUGAUUCGUAAACUUGUGGAACAACGAUUUCAAAUGGAAGUAGGUUGCAGGCAGACUAGUGAUAAGCUUUCUGCAAGUUCAGACUCCAGCCAGCAAAAGAACAACAUUUCAAAAUCAGAAGAGAGAAAAAGCACAGCCAUUUUGGUUGAUACCCUGCCACAUUUCAUUCCUUACCUUUCAUCUUUUUCACCUUCCUGCCUCUCAACUAAUGUUCCUUUUUCCACUGAUGACCUUCGUGUUCCGUCCUACAAACCAACGAACACUCGACAACCACAGCAAGCAAACCAAGAUGUUUCCAUCUCGGUAGAGGAGCCAUCAGUGAAACCGUUUGGCCAUGUGUAUGAAACUGGCUGCAUUGGAGAGGUCUUAAAGGACAUUAUAGCAAAAACAAUCUCGGAAAAGAUCAGUUGCCGGGAUUCACACAGCGUACCUUCCUUUCCUUCAGCUGCAGAGCUUUUCAGUCAAGCCUCUUCAGCGGCCUUUCCUUUGGAUAUGGGCAAAUCAGCUUUUCAGGUCUGUCAUGCAGAUGUGUAUCUGUCUCAACCCAGCCAUCCAGCAAAAAGAAUCAAGCGUGAGCCCCUAGAUGAUCAUGACCUUACACCUCAAACUACAAAGAGCAGUUGCAACAACAAAACAAGCACUAGUGCAGGACCAGACAGCAGUAGCAAAACAACCAGCAGCAUCCACAACCUUAGCAGCAGCAAAAGUUCAGGUGAAGGAGGAUCAAAAGAGAAGAAAGCACGACCCAAACGGGGGCAGUACCGCAAGUACAACAGCCAGUUGUUGAUCGAGGCAGUGAGGGCUGUACAGCGUGGGGAAAUGAGUGUCCAUCGUGCCGGCUCCUACUUUGGUGUCCCACACUCUACUCUUGAAUACAAGGUCAAGGAAAGGCAUCUGCUGCGGCAGAAAAAACCUCGGGAGCCAAGCACCUUGGCAAACACCAGCACCACCUCCACAACGACCACCUCCACCACUACAAGUGCUUUGGUGCCAACAGCCCCUUCUCGCUCGGCUUGUGCAGGUUCCCCCAUUUUAGCUGGCAGUUCAGCACCAGCCAAACCCUCCCUCACGACCUCUGGCUCCAGUUCCGACAGCUCAGCUUCUUCGUUCUCCUCACAGCAGCACCUAGGGAACAGCAAGGACUCCCCACUUACAUCCUCAUCUCCUGUCAGUGCCUUAGGUUUUGGCUUGCAUAAGCAGGCUGCCAGUGAGUUUCCCUGGUUCCAGCCAUACUUGGUCUCUGGGCCUGUCCCUUCCCCAUUUGAUCCUACCAUAAGCCUGUUUCCACAGGGUUUUACUCUCAACACUUCUGCUUCGGAAUUGCUGCGUAAACUGCAGCACAAAGUCCAGAGCAAGUCAGCAGUGUCUUCACCUUUCUCUUCAGAUUCUUCAUUUGCUUUCCCUCAUCCAAAUGGCAGCAGCUCACUACGGGAGGGAUUUUUGUUGUUUAAUUAGGAAGCCUGAUUACCCAAAGCUUCAUUCUUUAUAAAUUAUAUUGCUUGCUCUCUUUCUUAGGAUUCAUAAUUAUUUUUUUCCACUGAGCUAUAUCCACUUUUGAAAUAAAAAUUAUGGUUAUUCUGUUCUUAAAGUGAUUUCUCCUCAAUCCUCUUCUCAUUAAUUUUUCUUGUUAUACUACCCCUCUUCUGCUGUAAUAGUGCAUCAGUAAUUAAAUUGUCCUUAGUUGUGUAGUCAGUGCAUUAGCAAACAGCUUGCACUUGCAAUGCCAUUUGCUAUGCCCUGUUCACACCUUUUUGCCUGCUGGCCAGGAAUUUUGUAAGAUUCUUUUACUGCAGUUGAUAAAUGACAUAAAGAACAUUUUAUCUGCUUUUUUUUUUUUUUCUCGACACGAAAAGGGGGCUUAUGAUUCAUAGGGAUUCCAGAUAAGUGAAUCAUAAUUUGUUUUUCUGUGACAGAGCGUCAAAGUUUUUUUAUAGGACACUGUGCCAUUCACUGUAUAAAUGUAUAGCCAGAUGAUUUUCAGACUUUUCUAGACUAGAGAAAGUAGGUUUAAAUUAUGAAGAAAAGUGCUGUAAAAUGAUGUCUUGAAUAUUGAAACCAUUUUGUCUUCAAUAGCCAUAGAGUAGAGGUGGUCAUUUUUACUGUAGCUCUAGACAAGAAGGUUAGGAAAGGGGGGAAACAUUCUUUGUGCAGAACUAUAAUGGAAAGAUUGUCGUUUAUUGCUGGAUGUUAGAAAAUCCUGCUGAAGACUGUGUUAGAGUUAAUGUCUAAUAUCAAGACAGCCUUUAUGAAGAGCACCAGAUGCCUGACUCCUCCAGAGGCACUGUUUAGCACAGAAAUACUUAAUGCAGUUGACUUUUUCAGUGAAAAGAAAGUUGAAACUGCUGCUAUCUUUCUGAGGCAUGUUUGGGAACAGAGGGGAGAUGAUUGAGGACUGAAUGUCUCGGUGCAUUCACAUCCCCACUCAUAAUGACAUAAUGUUAAAGUGGUAGCAUCAGGCUGCCUUCUGAAUUUCGAUUCUGCUUCAAUCAGUUAGAUUUCUUCUUCCAUGACUGAAUGUUCAGAUUAAGAAAAUUACGGGUUUAUUUUUUUCUGUGUUUUGAUUUUUUCACCAUGUGGAGUUGCUUAGCUGGCUGGCAUGUUGUGACUUUUUUUUUAAUAUUUAUAAAUUGGGGUACAUGCUUACUAUUACUUGCUUCAGUUGCAGUGAGUUAAGCAGCUGAAAUUGGAACAAGUCAGUGAUAAAUGAGAUUGUAAACAUUUAUAUUUUCCCAUCAUUUGGAGACAUUGUAUGGAAGUUAUAUUUGUGCUGGUGAAGAAUUUGCUUCAUUUUUGUUAAAGAGAGUGCCUAGUCAUAUUUUACCGUUCUGGUCAGUCCUUUAAACAGCUUUUAAACCUCGCAUGAAACAGACAAUUAAACAACUGGCAUGUAUAUAUAUAGAACAGCUCCAGUUACUGAAUGUUGCACCUUUGAUUAUUCUUGCUUUGGAGAAGGUUGUGCGAACAUGCAAAGUUUAAGACUGCACAUUCUUGGAAUCUUAAAGGAUUGUUCUUUUGCCUCACCAACAGUUUUUUUAAAAACUCUAUUGGUAUUCUUACAGAUUUUCAGUGCAGUCUUAACAUCAGACAUUUCCUUGCAUCCUCACCAAUAGUUUCACUAUCCAGCUUUCUGCUGUUUUCUGUAGGGGAAAAAACCUAAGCCACUUUCACAUAUUCGCUUGUUGCAAACCUGGCUUCAACAGCACGCUUAGUGAUUAUCUUUAUACAACUCAAUGUGCUCUUGCCAUUCAUAUGUAGUAUCAUCAAUACUUUUAACAAGCUGCUAUCAUACCCAUUUCUUUACAAGUUUAUUGAAGCUUUUCUCACAGAGCUUAAUCAUGCUUGAUUUUUUUUUUUUUUUAACAACAACUUACGGGUUGAAUUUUGUACAAUGAAUUGGCUUUAGUCAGAUAUGUAAUGCUUUAUAUUUGUGAUCUUCAUCCCAAAUUCUUUUGAAUUGAUUGCUGUCAGAGUUAAUUCCAUCUUUUUUCCACUCUCUUGUAUUGAGAAUAUACUGUUGUUGUCAUCCAUUGCUCCAAGAUGGUGCAAAGGAAUUUCUCUUUUUGGGUAUAUUCACCAUGCACUGCUUAAUUACUUGCAAAACAUGCUUUUUCAUGUGUUGGUAUGUGUCACUGUAUGUUUGCUUAUUUUGGAUCAGCAUUUGAUGAAGUAAUCUUGUUCCAGCUACAUAUCUUUGGGGGAUAAACAACAUUAUAUGUACAGCUGGAUUAUAAUCAGUGACUGGCAGUUUAUGGUUUGGGAAACUGAGGGCUGCUGUCACGUUUGACUCAAUUUUAUUGCUUAGAAGACCACGACGGCCUUCUUUCUUGCCUUUCUGGUUGCCCUGCAUUUUAAAAAAAUGAAUGCAGCAAGUGUUAGUGCAUAUCACCCUUUGCAAUUUGUUUGCUAAGCAUUUAUGAAGCAAACGGAAGAACAACCUUGUUUGGGGUUUUUCAGUUUAGCAAUGCUGGACACAUUUUUGAUCUACUACAGGCUUUUUUUUUCAAAGUGCCUGCCAAAAUCAAUUGGUUGUAUGUGUGCUGUAUCGUCUCUUCAAUACGGGUUGUGGCUUGAACAGAGACAUCAUCAUACUGGGUCUUAACGAAAAAACAUUUCCACCAGGUAUACAACAUUAACAUGUUUGCUUUUAUUUUUUAAAUAAUUUAUUGUUACUGUUUCCUUAGAGCAUAUGAAAUCUCUGAUCACUUUAUAUGCUUUCGGCGCUGUGCAAGAGCCUGCAUAAAGGUUUUAACAUGGUAUAUCAUCUUCACAUUUUUAUGUCAGUUGUGUUUUUUCCCUCAAAGAGUCUCCACCCAAAGCACUUUACAUGAAUAUGUAGCUCUUGUCCAAAUAAGUUCCUGCACUUCAUUGUCAGUUUGGCAGAUUCUCUUGUAACAGACCCUUUAUCGACAACUACUGAUGUGACAUUUCUUCCCAUUCUUAUCUAAAUUUGUACGGGUCUAUUUAUCCUUGUGAAAUGCUGAUCCCAUACAGAAUAGUAUUGUUGAUAUUUCCCUGUAAUGGUUGAUAUUGUAUGCUAUUAAUUUUUUUGAGGACAGUUAUGCUAAAGCAUUAUGAUCAGGGUAAUGCUUUUGAAACUUUACAAACACAUCACUGACCACAACAAAGUUUUCAAGUAAUAGAUGUUUGCAUAGGAUUAUAUCGAACUAAUGUCAUGUACAGUAGAAUUAGUUUUAGAAUUUGGUGGGGGAGUUUUUAUAAGUAGAAGUACUCGAAGAAGAUUUUUGUUUUUAAGUAGUGUGCAUGUAAAAUGCCACAAGUAUAUGCUCUGGAUUAUAUGGUUAACUCUUUCAUGGUUUUAUUUAUUUGUUUUUAAUAUAUGUCCUUCAGAUUAGUGGAGAUCUUUGGAGUUUAAGCCUUUUUUUUUUUUUUUUUUUUUUUUUUUAAAAAGUAAAAUUACAACAGCUGAAUAUUUGUAUAAGUUCUCAGUUCCCAAAACAGUAAAAAGCAUUAAAAUAUAGACAAAACACCCAAAGCCUCAAGAAUAUUGGGAUCGAGUUGAUUGUGUAAAACAUAAAAUGUCAUAAAAUGUAAGUAAAAAAGCAACUAAUGUGGAUAAAGUAUUGAAAGUAUUGUGGGCAAAGUAUGUAAGGAACAUCAUGAACAUCUAAAUAUUAGUGGGGAACAAGAACAAUACAAAGUUAUUCACCUUCUGAUAUUCUCCUUGAGAUGAAUUUCAGAAACUGAAGAUAUUUGAAGCAACAAAGUUAGGCAGCAUACAUUACAAAGAAGAUAUAUGUGUGUAAGAAUAUCAGCUUACUUUCUGUCCAUUGUCAAAAGUUUUGGAUUCCAAAUUCCCUGGUUUGUUGAAAGUCUUAUACAUUGAUAGUGUAGUUGAGACCUUACAUCCAGCACCUGGAAGUUCUUCCUCAAUUGUCAUGUUGAUGUUUACAAAAACAUCUCUGCUUAUGCUUAUACAUUCCACAGUCAGUGUUCACUGUCGAAGGUCAGAGAUCUCAUUUUCUUCGAGCAUUUUUUUGUGUUUGUUUCCCCUGCCACCCCCAAAAAAGAGUUGCUAUUCAAACUGAUGUUUAUUUUACCAUAUUACGAUGUUACUGGACAUUAAUUGUCAUCAAAAGAUUUUUCACCUUUGUACUAUUUCUUUAGGUGUCAAUAUAAAAUCCAGUUUGAUGAACUAUGUAUUUUUUCAUUUUAAUCUUUCGUUGACUGUUAAUGCCAAUGUUAGAGAGUUUAUUUUGUGAGGCCCUUUUUGAGAAUUGUCUACUACUUUUCACAGUUUACAUGUCAUGUUUCUGAAUGUAUUGAGAUGAUAAAAGCUCCACUAUCACAGAAUCUCAGAGCACAUCCAGUGCCAUACUAACAAACAGCUGCAUCUUAGAAAAGUAAUGCUGCAAGAAGUACAGUACAAACUUUUGCAUUUUUUUCUGCUGUAUGUCCUUUGUUCUUUGUUUUGGUCUUAGUUUUUGUUAUUUUAUUUUAUAAUACUGACUUUACUGCCUCUAGUCAACCCAUGUCUUAUUGUUCGAUAACAAAACUUGUGCAGAUGACAAAAAGUUUUGUCAAGAUACAUGUAAAGUUAUGUAUGUUGCUGGUAUUUAUUAUUAUGGUAAGGACAUUGGAUACUCAUCAUGUGUCUUGCUAUUUUUACCAGUUUUGAGCAGUCAUAUAUAUUUGAAAAAUAACAUAACCUGACAAGGAAUAUCAGGAUUAUUUACAUUAUGUCCAUUAUUUAAACCAGGUGUAUUGUGAGUCUUCAGUGUAAACACAUUAGAAUGGUGAUAUUCCUAUUCGACUGCCCCAGGUGCAGUUUUGUCAGAUAAUCAGAUAAGGACAUGUUGAAGGCUAAGCAAGGUCAAGCAUGAAAUUAAGUUCCAAGGUACCGGCUACUUAUAACAUGGAACUGUCAGUAGUUUGUGACAAAAAUUUGCAGUUAUUUAUGUAGACAAGUACAUCGAAUUGAUUUAAUUGGUACUUCAGAUGUUACUGUUGGUCGCAGCCAGUCACGAGUUCUGACCAUAUGUGUCCAGUCAGAAAAUGUGGUCUUGAUCUAUUUCCAAAACCCAAGUGAGAGCAGGUUCCGAGGCUUAUAGCUCAUCUGUUGUUCACUCGGAUUUGGAGAAUUAUUAUCUUGUAACUGAAUAAGACACAUUGAUUUGAAAAUAAUUGUUGCACUCAGGUUAGCCUUUGACACAAAUUAGCUGCACUAAAAGACAACCAUGCACCAUCUUUACUACAUGGGCACAUGCCAGCUCACUGUAGGUACCUCCUGAUGCUUGUUUAUACAUAAACUGCACCAUGUGUGUCAGUGACUGCAUCACCACUCUUAUACCCUGUAGCUGUCCCAUCACUUUGCCUUUCUGCUCUAGCUGUAUGAAAGGAAACCUGUAGUGCAAGUCUUCCUAACAGGCUGUGUAUGUUACAAGUUCCCCAACAAGCAGCAAUGUUUUGCAUGUUUCAAUUUCUUUUUUAAUCAAGUUGUGUGUACCUGAGGAAAAUGCAAAGCCUUGUGAGCUGUGUGGAAUGAGGAUCCAUGAUUUAUUCAGUAACUACUCUGAACACAAACUUAAAAGUUCCACAGAAAGGCGAAGGCUGAAAAAAGACAUGAAAUUCACCAUAUUGUAACAAGUGCCUUUCUGCUUCUUCAGGCUUUUGGUGCAGUGUAACUCAGAAAAAUCAUAGCAUGGUUCGUGUGAGGCUACCUUAGAAUCCCAUGGCUUUUUUGGUUUUUUGUUUGUUUGUUUUUGACAUUCACAAAACCUUUUUCACUCCUAGUGAUUUGAAUUACGUUUCAAGUGCAAUAAGAAAAUUUUACUGAAUGGAUCUAUUCACCCUAUCCCCUUCAAUUUCCCUCCUCCAUUAAGAAGAAAACUAUGUUUUGGGGAAUGUACUUUGUUUUGAUACAAGUCUGGCAUAGGUGACAAGUAUAAUGGCUGUAUGACAUUUGUUAAGAUUCCUUAUUUAAGAAUCAGGAGGAUAGGAAAUACAGUAUCUUCAGAGUUGAAAAUUGUAUAAAAUGUGAUUGUUUACUGGAAAUCAGGAAACUAUGAGAUGUCACAGCCUUAGCUGGGUCAUAUCCAUCUGCAAUGCAUUUAAAGCAGAAACCAUGUUUAUUUUAUCUGUUCAGUGGUUUGAAUGUAAGAAAGGCCAUUGUUCAGUCAGUAAUCAUAGACAAGGGAAGGUCAAAGGGUACAAUAAGUUUAGCCUAGAGUGUUGAGGAAAUUAAAUUCAGCAUAGAAAAAACUGUGUAUUUUUGUCAUUCAGAUUAAUAGACUUUUUUAAAAUUUACUUUCCUUGCUGUGCUGUCAGCACUUCUGCACCUCUUAAGUCUGACUGGCAUUGAGCAUGCUGUUUGCAAUAUACAUGUUCUGUACCAUUUUAUUUUCAUUUCAAAUACAGUUAGAUUUAGAUGAAGGAUGCAAGCUGCACACCUUUUUUUAAUUUAGCUGCUCACAGCGAUCACAAAAAGUGCAUAUAAAAUUAAUUUGCCAAAACAGUGCACCAGGAAUAAGUAAGGUAACAAAAAAUCAAAAUACCUUGUGAUCUAGAGGUUCACUUUUCUCCCUUUCCACAUUUUUUAUGUAUUUCUUUGUGCUGAUAUAAAUGUAGCAUUGGAUUACUGAACAGAAUGGAAAGUGCUUUGAAGAUGGCUUUGAUACAUUGAGUUUUGUAGUAGUGAUUUCCACUAUUGGGCUAGUUAUUACCAUACAUCUGUGUGGACACUCAUUGAUCAUGCCUUCACAAAUGUAUUUUGUCAUAAAAGUAGAUUUUAUGGUGGUUUUUGUAUAAGAAAUUGUUAUAUUCAUUCUCAUAAAGACAGGGAGCAACAGAUUCACCAACUUUGUUUUGACUGAACAUAUUUUUCCUCUGCUUUAGUACCGCAGAAAAGAGAUUUAUAGUAUGAAAGGUGACCUUUUUGCUUAUGCCUUAAGGGGGCAAAGAAUGGUCCACCCAGGAAGGUGGAUGAGAAACUAAGGUAUACCCAAGAAAAAGUCUGUUAAGAACACACAAGCAAUCAUCCUUUCAUUCCUGAACAUGUUCUUUUGAUGCUGAGCAGUGACCUUAUGAGAAUGAAUAUAUACUAUUUUGAUUUUAUCAAAUGUAAAUUGUUUAAAUGAAGUUGAUGUAUUUUGUGAGUGAGUGGUUGACAGCACAUUGUACCAUAUCCGAACACCAUUGCUCAAGAAACUAUACGUCCCAUUGUUGUUCAAUUUCAAGUCUAUAUUUUUACUGCCCUUGUCAUUUGUUGUACAGGAUGCCCAUGUGUUUCAUGACUUUGUACAAUGUAUACGAGAGCAGCUGUACAAUCAACUGAAGUAUCCGUGGAGACACCUGGAAGUGCACUGGACAGUUUGCCUUGCUUUCUACUGAUGUCUAAAUGGAACAGCCUUUUUCUUCACAUUAUAUUUUCAUGCUUUGGCAGCAGUAGGCAUUAUAUUUCAUGCUUCUUUGAGAAUGAGAAAUUAAUAAUGAUUUCUGAAUUAAUGAAUAAUGAAUAAUAGGAAUGUUGCUAGUGCUAGAUCUCAGAAUAGUUGGGAUGUGGGAGAUUUUACUUAAAGAGCCAGGAAAACUUGUGACUGAAAAAAAAGAAAUGUGCUUAAGGCAUAAAGAUAUUUACAAAGUUACAUAUGUUUAAAUGCCUAUCAUCUUAUUCCUAUACAGUGGUAAUUACUGCAACUGUUUAAAGGUCACACUUCGUUCAACUUGAUGAAAGAGUUGAGGACUGUGAGACAGGUAUAUGUUGCUGUCUAGUGGUCAGGUUUCACUUCAGAUGGCUUUAAGCCUACCCAAAGUGGUGGGCCCUCAUUGACCAAGCAUGGACAAGGGUUACUUGAUAUCAGCGCCAUGGGGUAACACAACAGGUGUGCAAGGUUGGUGCUGGCUGCUUGAAUAAAAGGUUGCGCUUUUAUUAUACUGUUCACCAUUCCUUUCAUACCAGAAAGCUGGACUCUGAAGUGGAACCACACAUUUUUUAAGAGAUUUUACAACAGAAUUUAGCUAGUUUGGGCUUAAAAAUAUAUAUAUAUAUGUAAUUUUCAUACAGAAGUCUUCUGAUUUGAUGAUGCCUGUCGUAAGAUUAAAAUUAUCUCUUCAGUUGAGCAUCUAAGGCUUGCUCUUGCACAGGUUUCUAGACUGGUGGCUUAAACUAUAAGAUAACCCUGUGCCUUGCAGUUAACCAUGCUAGUUAUACUGACAGUAAUUAUUUUUUAUUAUAACACUGGCAUCUUGGCUAGUGUAAUUUAAAAAAAAGUCCUAUUGUUCAGAAGGCUACUGUCUGUGCACAGUACUUGUCUUUAUUGUCUUGUAAUGAACGGUUAUUUUUCACUGUGCACACCUUAACUGUAAUUGCACUAUUGAAUAUGUCAUCUACGAACACUGGUAUAGAUGUCACAGGUAGUAGUUGACUGUGCCGUAGUGUUCUCAACUAAUGUGUUAAGUGCCUUUAGCUUUUGGCAUCUGUAAUAUGACAAUGAGCAUGUACAGAGCACUGUAACCAAGGUGUAGAAGCAAGAUCACUAUUGCUGUUUAGGUUUCACUGGUCCUUGGCAGUACUUGUGUACAGCUAGGAACAAUUAGUGUAUGAUUGUGGCUAUUAGUCUUUUCAGUAAAUAUCUAGAUCCUUUUGUUACCUUCUGUUUGUGUAUAUGUGUAUGCUUGGCUGUACAGUGUCAGACGGAUUAUACUCACGGACUCACAUCCUUAAAAAGCAGUUGCGUUAGGGUGAGUUUAAAACGGGUAAAUUUUACUCAGUCGAUGUUAGCUAUACAUAUCUAUUGGAUGAAGUGCUUCUUUAACUAUUGUGCAAUGCAUCAUAAUGUUGGCGUAUUUUUCUAUUCAUCCUGUGUCUUGUAGACAUUGUGACUGGAAACGAGUUAAUAAUAGCAAAACAUUGAGUACAGAAUUUAUCAAACAUUUAAUUAGUAUCCAUUUCAAAAUUGAACUUGAGAUGUGCCAGGUUUUUAUUACUGGCACGUUUUUUAAGCAGGGUUUGGUCCCCCUCUGCUCUUUAUUUUUGUUGUGGGUGGAUUUAAGUUGACCUCAAUGCUUAUGGUACAUUUACUUUUAAGGCCAGUUAAAACUGGCGACAUAUUUUUAUAGACUAGCGUUUGAUAAAUUUAAUGUUCUCAUCUUAGGUAACAGUAAGUUGGUGUGAUUAUGUAUUUUACAAGGGUAGUUUUUUAAAGUGAUUUUUCUUUAACUCUAGGGAUUUAAAAAAAAAAUUUUUUUUUGAAAUCCAUGUUUUUUAGUUAUGAAAAUCAACAAAUUAGAUAGAUAAUAAAAAUAAUAAUUAUGUGUCUGUUUCCAAAGACACUCAGGUAGCUCUUAGGGAAAGAAGGGGGCUGGAUGUUGACAUUUAAAAGAACCAAGUUUUUAAUUCUAAAAGAAAAUGGCAAGAUUGAGACUGCUCAUUUUUUUAAAUAAGCUGUUAAUUGUUUGUGGGGUUUUAUUUUGUUUGGAAAUUGGCAUAAUAGGGUUCCUGACUUGCUUUAUCUUUUGGUUUGUCAAAGGAUUGUUAUAGAUCUGUUAUUGUGGUGACGAUGUUCAUAUCAUUCUAUUUGUGACUGUGCAAUCUUUACAGAACACUUUUGUUGGAACAGGUUUUCUGCAUUUUUAACAGAUCUUGGAAUAUCAAAUUUUUAUUCUGUAUCUGCCAUAGACAUUGACAAUUUUGCUCAACUCGCCACUGUCAUAUUUAAAACAGAGAUAUAAAUUAUAUAUUAAAAAUAUUUACCUUCUUCUGUCAUCUAAGAUUUUUAUUUCAACAAAUUAUUUUAAUAGUUUUGCUAAAAAAAAAAACCCUGUGGUGUUAUGGUAUUGUUUUGAAGUUGUGAAAAUGGAUUGUUUCCAUGUUAUCCUAUUUUGCAAUAGGUGCCUACAUCACAGUGUGCUUUUUCAAUUGUUUAGUCGGUGGCCUGUGCAAUGGACAAGUUUUUUAUUGUGAAAUAUUUUGACAGAAUAAAUAUUUGGUAUUGCU